AUGCUCGUCCUUCGCAUUCACCGUUGCUCAUGCUCCCAUUCUCGGGCUAGCGCACUCCGGAAAUACUCCUCCAAGCCCUCAAUACCGCCAUUACCCCCACCGGCGCAAUGGAAAGCGCGCUUUCCUAUAAACAACACCUUGAGACGCGAGCGAGCAGUCAUCAAAGAUCCAGACGCAGCCAGGUUGGUUGCGCGAUCCUUCCUGUCUCAGGCUAAGAGUAACAAUGGUGGAAAGAUAGUCAUUGAGGCCUUCCCUGGUCCAGGCGCCCUGUCACGCGCGAUGCUUGAGUUGCCCUCGUCCGAGCUUAGGAAAUUGAUCAUCCUCGAAGACGAUGAGCAGUACCUGGAAGCACUCAAACCUCUCCAAGAAGCGGACUCCCGUGUGACAAUAGUCCCUAUGUCCGGGCAUAGCUGGGACACCUAUAGUCAGAUUGAGGAGACAGGACUAUUGAAGGACGUAGAAUCCCAGCCUUGGGAUGGCCCAGUACCCAAUCUUCACUUCGUAUCCCACCUCCCUGUCAGCGUGAAGGGCGAACAGUUGAUUGCUCAGCUUUUCCGCUGCAUACCCGAGCGCUCCUGGCUGUUCCAGUACGGUCGGGUGCCGAUGAGCCUCAUCCUGACAGACUACGUCUGGUCGCGAUUAAGCGCGCCACCGCGGGACGCGCGGCGCUGUAAGCUCGCGGUCAUUUCCGAGGCCACAGCGGACGUAAAGCCUGCAGUCGACCCCGAAGAACUCGCGCCCUAUGCAGACUACUUCCAUCCGAUACCCGUAGUAGCGGGCGUCCACAAGGUCGUUUCCAAGAGAAUCGGCCAGCCGAUGCACGCUUUCACCGCGAUACCCUACGAAGAGCAGGUGAUUCAACGGGGCGAUACCGACAAGUGGGACUUCUGCUUGCGGCGGUUAUUCGUGCUCAAGAACACACCGUUGAAAAACGCACUCAACUCUUUGGCACCCGGGGCGACCUCGCUGAUCAAGGACCUCACGGACGCGCGAGUUCCGCUGGAGCAGCGCGUGAACCCAACUAAAAGCCCGCGGGAUUUGACAAUUGCCGAUUGGACAUUGCUUUUACGCGCGUUCAACAACUGGCCGUUCAGACCAGAAGACUUGAUGAUCACUGAUGGCUUCAAGGAGGAUGACUGA
Trametes versicolor FP-101664 SS1 is the source of this 1140-nucleotide messenger RNA. RefSeq names its product S-adenosyl-L-methionine-dependent methyltransferase. Gene Ontology annotation, molecular function: mitochondrial transcription factor activity; rRNA (adenine-N6,N6-)-dimethyltransferase activity. Gene Ontology annotation, cellular component: mitochondrial DNA-directed RNA polymerase complex; mitochondrial matrix. Bases 1 to 1140 code for a protein of 379 amino acids. Lineage: Eukaryota; Fungi; Basidiomycota; Agaricomycetes; Polyporales; Polyporaceae. The transcript is spliced from 8 exons. Gene Ontology annotation, biological process: transcription initiation at mitochondrial promoter; rRNA modification. The record is from RefSeq and is a predicted model, not a curated record.